Messenger RNA from Oppiella nova, 2163 nucleotides. The record is from the annotation of a GenBank genome assembly. NCBI's taxonomy places the organism in Eukaryota, Metazoa, Arthropoda, Arachnida, Sarcoptiformes, Oppiidae.
AUGUCACUGUGCAGUGGCACAGCGGUGAUCACCGAUUGUCUUGUGGUGUGUGUGACGGGCGAGUGCGAGCCCACGAUGGCGACCACCGAUGACACCAAUGGUGUCAACAAUGGUAUUGACAACACGUAUGGCGACGACAAUGGCCUCAGGAGUGCGUCGGUGACGACGAGCGGUGGUAACAAACGCGACGUCACCACUCAGUUGAUCCACCGGUGCGCCGAUCAUCACAAUAGUACUGCCAUAAAGAGGGCGAAGUUAGGCAACGCAUGUGUGGCCACAACCGCACAACUGUCCACUCCGUGCGCCUGUACUGCCAGUCAAUCGAGAGCCGUGUCUUCGGAUGCCAUCCAACGGUCCACACAAACGGAAGACAUUGUCUGUGACAUGGAUUUAACGAACAGUAACUGUAAUAGUAUUGCAAACAAUAAGCACACGAAUAGCCAUCCGUGCGAUGGAGGGGACAAUGGGUUAGACAGUUGGCUGAAGACGUUCUACAACUGGUCGCACAACGAGCGCAUCCAAGCGCUGGACAGUCUCGUGUCGAGCGACAUCUGCGAAGUCCAACAGAUCCGCCAUUUGUUGACACUCAUUGAGCCGCAGCUCCAGCGGGACUUCAUAUCAUUGUUGCCAAAAGAGUUAGCGCUCUAUGUCUUGAGUUUCUUGGAUCCGAAGGAUCUGUUACGCGCCGCACAAACGUGUCGUUAUUGGAGGAUAUUAUGCGAAGACAACCUCAUGUGGAGAGACAAGUGUCGCGAAGAGCGGCUCCUCGAAGACAACGAAACGAUAGUCGAUUUGUUCAAACGCCGCCUCAGCGGGAGUCUGGAGCGGCGGCGCUCGUCGCUGUUGCGGUGCUCGACGCCUACCUCUCCGCCCCACUCGAACAGCUGUUCGCCGAAGAUGUCGCCCUCGUCUCCCGUCUCUCCGACGCCAACGUUCAUUAGAUCUGAGUAUAAAAUCGCGUUUUUGCGACAAAAGACUAUUGAAUACAACUGGAGAUACGGAGUGCUGUCCACCGAGAAGGAGAGCGCCACCACUUCCGGCCGGAGUCGUCUCCUCAAGGAGAUCCUGUACCUGAAAGGACACGACGACCACGUGAUCACAUGUCUUCAGUUCAACCCCGCGUCCAAUCUGAUAGUGAGCGGCAGUGACGACAACACGUUGAAAGUGUGGUCGAGUGAGUCGGGACGGUGUCUGCGGACGCUGAGCGGCCACACGGGCGGCGUCUGGUCUUCACAACUAUCACCUCAUGAUAUCAUAAUCAGCGGCUCAACCGAUCGGACGCUCAAAGUGUGGAGCGCUUUGGACGGCAAGUGUCUGCACACACUGUACGGACACACCUCUACCGUGAGAUGUAUGGCACUACACGAGGAUCAGGUGGUGAGCGGCUCCCGAGACGCCACUCUCCGCGUGUGGGACAUCGAGACGGGCGAGUGCUGUCACGUACUCGUGGGACACGUGGCGGCCGUGCGUUGCGUGCAGUUCAACGGCAAACUAUGCGUGUCGGGUGCGUACGACUAUUUAGUGAAGGUGUGGGACGUCGUGUCGGAGACGUGUCUGCACACACUCGAGGGCCACACGAAUCGCGUCUAUUCCCUCCAAUUCGAUGGCCAACACAUUGUGAGCGGUUCGCUGGACACGUCCAUCAGGGUGUGGUCGGCCACCGCCGGCACACUGAAGCACACGCUCAUCGGUCACCAGUCACUGACCAGCGGUAUGCAACUGAGAGGCCAUACGCUGGUGUCGGGCAACGCCGACUCGACGGUGAAGGUGUGGGACAUAAACACGGGUCAGUGCCUGCAGACGCUGUCCGGCCCUAACAAACAUCAAAGUGCGGUGACGUGUCUUCAGUUCAACUCGCGGUUCGUGAUCACGUCCAGCGACGACGGGACUGUCAAACUCUGGGACCUCCGCACCGGAGAGUUCAUCAGGAAUUUAGUCUCAUUGAGUAGCGGUGGCAGCGGUGGUGUGGUGUGGCGUAUACGGGCCUCCAAUACGAAACUCGUUUGCGCCGUCGGUUCCCGUAAUGGCACCGAAGAGACCAAACUCCUGGUCCUCGACUUCGACGUCGUCGACAAUAAAUAUAUCAAAUACGACGAGACGGACAGUAUGUUUGAUAUGGAGAGCGAGUUCGACGCCAAUAGAGAUAACCUUAUUUUACUUUAA